This is a messenger RNA of Trypanosoma cruzi, 2610 nucleotides long. RefSeq lists its product as uncharacterized. The coding region runs from base 1 to 2610 and encodes 869 amino acids. NCBI's taxonomy places the organism in Eukaryota, Euglenozoa, Kinetoplastea, Trypanosomatida, Trypanosomatidae. The transcript has a single exon. The record is from RefSeq and is a predicted model, not a curated record.
AUGGCUUCUAAACAAGACCGCAUUUCUGAUGCAAUGAAAGAAAGAAUUAUUCAGUUAGAAAAAGAGCUGUGUCAGUGCAAACAUCACCUUUCUGAGUCAGUUCAACAAAAAGAAGCACUUGAAUGUGAUAUAGACGCUUUGCAGAAGGAGGCACAUGAUGUUGUCGCUCAAUGGGUUGCGAAGUCUAGUGAACUGCAGACGAAACUAGAUGAAUCGUUGUCGCAAAUUGGGGCUUUAAAAAAUGAUCUGCUUAUAAGUAAGAAUAGAAAUGAUGAUCUCCAGCAUUGUUUAAAAGAUGCAGAUGCGGCAAAUUGCUUACAAGUCGAGGAGUUACAUCGUCUUAAAAAAGCUCAAGACGAUCAUGCUGCAAGGUUGGCAGCAAUCGAAAAAGAUUUUGCUUCUGCAUCGCAGCAGAAUAUUCAUUACGAAAAUCUUGUAAGCAAGAUGGAUUUGGAAAUGAAACAGGUUGUAGAAGAGGUGAAUUCCUUGAGAAAGGAGAGGGAUACGCUGGUUGAGACUGCGGCUGAACUUCGAGAAGAGAAUUGUCGCUUAGAAGCAGCUCAUUUUAAGGCAAAAAACUUUAUUGGACUUCUUGAGGAUAAAUUAGCUGGCCGUCAACAGUUGCUGCAUCAGUUUUCUUAUAAAAUGUUACUUGAUGAAGAGGAGCGUCACGCUAGGGAUGAAAUUGUUUUUCAGUGGGGAACACUCUACGUAAACGUCAUUUUGGCUGAAGCAAAGCACCAUAUUCAAAGUAAUUCUUUUUUACAAACGAAGCACCAGGAGCUUGAAGAGGAAAUAAAUCUUUUGCGCAAAGAAAAGACUUUGCUUGAAACAGAAUUCCAUAAAAAGUCUAAUGAAUUGUCAUCCUUGCGUCAGGAGUAUGAUAAAACGACUGGUGAUCUGUCUCAACAUGUGUGUUUAUUAGAACAAGAUAUAGCAGAACUUCAAGAUGCGCAAAUUGGCCAAAAACAGAUUGUGGAGCUCUUACAAAAGGAGCUUGAACUUUCUACUGCGCAAAACGAGCUUAAUAAAUCAUUAAAGGAAGAUCUUUCCACUGAGUUUAAGGCAGUAAAAGAUUGCUACUCUUCAUUACUUUUGGAGUAUAACGAGCUGAGAGUAAACGAGCAAAGGCGUCAACAAGAGCUUAAUGCAAAAAUCACGUUUUUGACUGAGGAAAACAAAAACAUUAGGGCUGAAAACGAUGCUUGUUUCCAGGAAGUUAUGAAGGAAAACACAAACCUCCGUGUAUAUUUGGCAUCCACAGAAAGAAAUAACUUGGAACAUAUAGAGCGUGGGGAGAGGCUGACCGUGGAGGUGUUUCAGAGCAAUGAAUGGGCGUUACUGUUUUCUGAUUACAGCGCUCGGUUGGUGAAUUGGUUAAAUGAGAGCAAUGAGCAAAUUUGGACUAUGCGCAAAGAAAUGAAUUUAAAGGAGACUUCUUUGAAGGAAAAGGAGGAUAUGAAUUGCGCUCUAUGCGAAAAACUAGAUGCAUUGGAAAAAGGAUUUUCCUCGAAGCAAAAUGAUAUCACGCAAUUAGAGUCCAAAGUGGUGGAGUUGUCAUCUGAGCUAAAAUCUUCGAAAGAAACUUGUGAGGAGACUGUCAACGACAACACUUGGCUUAAAGAACAGGUAGAGACCAUGCGAAGAGAGCUAGGUGAACUCGACGAAUUGCUGAACUCUAAUCUUAACGAAAUGAGGGAAGAUUCCGAACGACAGCAAAUGGAACACGAAAGACUAAUAAAAGAGAUUCACCGUUACGAAGACCUUAUUCGACAGUCCCAAGAGAAGAGUAAUUUGUUGGAUGAACGCUGUCACAUUCUUUCUACUGAUAACGAGGCAAUUUCCAAAACCCUGUUGCUAACCGAGGACGAGUUGUCAAAUGCGAAGAAGGAGAUUGCAGUUAUGCAUCAGCGCGAGAGAGUUCUUUUGGAGGAAAAGCGAAAAAUAGAAUUAAAUUUUAUACAACUUCAAAAGAAACAUGUAACGGCGGACAGUCAAACAGCUCUUUUGCAAGAGCAACUACAAACUCAGGAAGCGAAGUUACAAAUUUUGGGUAAAUCUUCUCGCCAAGAAAUGGAGAAUAUGAAAAUGAAGUUGAACAAUUUUAUAGAGAAGUAUGAAGAAGCCGAAGCAAGAGUGAGUGCUUUUUCGAAAUCUAUGCGAGACUCUGAAAAUAUUCAGUGCAAUCUACGAGAAGCAUAUCAAAGGGCAAAGGCUGCCUUGGAAGAAGCCAAACAGCGCUGUUCCAAGGAUACGGAGACGAUACAGAAAUUGCUGGAGGAACGUCAGAAUCUGGAAAACGAAAGGGAGGUUAUUGUGCAGAAAUACAACCGCGUCCAGGAAAUGCUGAAAUCUCUAAAGAAGGACAGUGUGGGAAAAUUUCCCGACGAAAUACAAAAGUUGUCUGAUUUAUGUUUUCAACAGGAGGUUGAGUUGCAGCAACUUCGUCAUCAGAAUAUUAUUUUGAAAAAGUGCAUCAAAAAACUACCGGUUACUGCCAAUGCCGAUAACCAAAUAGAGCGUCCAGUCUUUGUCGAACGUCUGAAUUUAGCGGAGGGCCCUCUCCGUCGUCCGAAGAAGCGGUCAGUAUUGAAUGAGGAUACAAGGUAA